Molecule: messenger RNA, 846 nt
Organism: Lodderomyces margitis
Lineage: Eukaryota; Fungi; Ascomycota; Pichiomycetes; Serinales; Debaryomycetaceae
Product: proteasome core particle subunit beta 7
Exons: 1
Coding region: 1-846 (281 amino acids)
Cellular component (GO): proteasome core complex
Source: RefSeq, a predicted model, not a curated record
AUGAACCACGAUCCAUACCAAUGGGGUAGACCCUCAAAUGAAACUUACGGAGCAUACAAUUACAACAUUGCAAAUGCCAACAACACAGAGUUUAAGGAUUACAAUCACCAUGCACAUCAAUUUCCUAAGAUGAACACUCAGCAGCCUAUAAUCACAGGUACGUCGGUUAUAGCCUCCAAGUUCGCCAAUGGAAUCAUUAUGGCAGCGGACCACGUAGGUUCAUACGGGUCGUUGUUGCGUUUCAACAAUAUAGAGAGAUUAAUUAAAGUGGGUCUGGAAACUGUUGUUGGUAUUUCAGGGGACAUUUCCGAUUUCCAAUACAUAACUAGACUUUUGGACGAAUUGGAAAUUGAUGAAGAAGUGUAUGACAAUGACGGUGGCAAUAAUUUAAGGGCACCCAAUGUGCAUGCGUAUUUGUCGAGAGUGAUGUAUAAUAGAAGGUCGAAGAUGGAUCCAUUGUGGAAUAGUAUCGUGGUUGGUGGUUUUGAUGAUGAAAGAAAACCUUUUUUAAAAUACGUUGACUUGUUGGGAGUUACAUAUCAUGCAUCCACUAUUGCCACUGGGUUUGGAUCUCACUUGGCCAUUCCAUUAUUGAGAAAUUUGAUACCAGAGGAUAAAGAUUAUGACAAGGUCAAUGAGGAUCAAGUCAGGAAAGUGGUUGACGACUCAAUGAGAGUAUUGUUUUACAGAGAUGCAAGGUCAGGAGAAGUCUUUUCGUACGUUGUGAUCAAGUUGGAUGAGGAAUCAGGAGAAGUCAAGUUUGAAUUUGUCAAGGAUGCAAAGGUAGAAAACCAAAGGUGGAGGUUUGCAAAGGACAUUAGGGGGUAUGCUAGUAAGCAGCAAUAG